CGGCGUGCCCUGCGCGCCGCGGAAGCGGAAGCGGGCACUUCCGGCGGCGAUGGCGCGAGUUCCCCGCGUGCUGCUCAUCUUCGGCAGCUUCGUGGCCGCGGUGGGGGCGGUGGUUUACCCCAUCUACGUGCUGCCGCUACAGCAGAUAGAGCGCUACAAGCAAGAACAGGCACAGAAUCGAGCUGGUAUUGUUCAAGAAGACAUCCAGCCUCCAGGGUUAAAAGUAUGGUCUGAUCCAUUUGGAAGGAAAUAACAGUGCUGCCUGUGUAUGUUACAAGAUGUAACUGAAGAUGGACAUCUUCAAAGCAGCUCUUCUCUCUGAUGCUAGCGGAUGAGUUGUGCAGGUGCUCUUAGAAGAGAAGUUUUCUUAAUAUUGGGGCUGAGUGAUGUUAUCUGCUUAUAUAGAGAGCAGUAAGUGCUAUUGAUUGGGGUUUGGUUUUGUUUUGUUUUUCUGCCUCUACUGCUCCAGUAUUAAUUUUGACAAAGUUACUGGAACAAAAUGCUCUAACUGUAAAGGCUAAGUGAAUAGUGUUUAAAGCUGAAACGUGCUUUCAUUGUAAGGAAGGGAAAAGAUUUUGUUGGUGUGAUUUAUGUCUCACCAUGUAUAGAUUAAGUAUGAUUGGGACAAGUUAUGCAGACCACCGUUGAGUUUACUCCAUUGUUUGAUUAUUUCUUUUUGUAAUUUUGUACAUAUUCUAUUGUAAUAAAAUUAAAGAUAGUAUAUGUAGGUUGAGUGAAGAGUACAGAAAAAAUACAGUAAAUGUACAUCUAUUAAAUUAUAUAAAAAUCAUGUUUUUAUU
Messenger RNA from Alligator sinensis (Chinese alligator), 800 nucleotides. RefSeq names its product small integral membrane protein 20 (gene SMIM20). The transcript has 3 exons. NCBI's taxonomy places the organism in Eukaryota, Metazoa, Chordata, Crocodylia, Alligatoridae. Gene Ontology annotation, biological process: mitochondrial respiratory chain complex IV assembly. Bases 50 to 253 code for a protein of 67 amino acids. The record is from RefSeq and is a predicted model, not a curated record. Gene Ontology annotation, cellular component: mitochondrial inner membrane.